ACAAGAAUAACCCGUCCUUUUUAUACAUAGUUCUCCACAGUCAACAGAACCGGUGAGUUCGGAGCCCAAAUGCCUCGUUUUCCGGUGAGUCUCGUUCUGGUGGCAGUGGUGGCUUUGGUGGCCCUCGGAAUAUCAACGAAGGGAGCCGAAGCCUCCAAUUCAGCCUCCGCCUUCGUUCAGAACAUCAUUUACUCCAAUAAGAUCGCCAUAUUUUCCAAGUCUUAUUGUCCGUAUUGCCGGCGUGCCAAGCGCAUAUUCAGCGAGCUCCAUCAACAACCUUUUGUUGUUGAGCUUGAUCUCCGAGAUGAUGGAACACAAAUUCAGGAUGUUCUUCUAGACCUUGUAGGUCGACAUACUGUCCCACAAAUAUUUGUGAAUGGCCAGCAUGUUGGUGGCUCUGAUGGAACGGAGACAUGGGAAUCAUCUGGAUGAAGUUAUGAUUAAGAGAAAUAAAGGAUAGAAAGAUUUGUAUGAAAGGAAAAAAGAAAAAGAAAAGAAAGAAAGGAAAAUGGAAAAAGAUAUACUUUGAGAGAAAGAACGUGCUCAGCAUUGGAAUGUGCCACCAACUUUCUAAUAAUGGGGUUCAUGGAGGGGAGCAAACUCCGCCCCAAUUCUUUGUCAAAGCCUUAUUUUUCUUUAAAUCUUUUAAAGCUAAGAGUCCUUUUUCCAUAAAUAUACAACAAAUAAAUAAAUAAAUACAUAA
Humulus lupulus (European hop) is the source of this 703-nucleotide messenger RNA. Its product is annotated as glutaredoxin-C3. Gene Ontology annotation, molecular function: glutathione disulfide oxidoreductase activity. The coding region runs from base 70 to 432 and encodes 120 amino acids. Lineage: Eukaryota; Viridiplantae; Streptophyta; Magnoliopsida; Rosales; Cannabaceae. The transcript is spliced from 4 exons. Gene Ontology annotation, biological process: cellular response to oxidative stress. The record is from RefSeq and is a predicted model, not a curated record. Gene Ontology annotation, cellular component: cytoplasm.